AUGAGAUAUAGACUUCUGUAUCGCCCAGCCCAUUUCCCGGUGAGAUAUAGACUUCUGUAUCGCCCCGCCCAUUUCCCCAUGAGAUAUAGACUUCUGUAUCGCCCAGCCCAUUUACCCAUGAGAUAUAGACUUCUGUAUCGCCCAGCCCAUUUACCCUUGAGAUAUAGACUUCUGUAUCGCCCCGCCCAUUUCCCCAUGAGAUAUAGACUUCUGUAUCGCCCAUUUCCCCAUGAGAUAUAGACUUCUGUAUCGCCCAGCCCAUUUACCCUUGAGAUAUAGACUUCUGUAUCACCCAGCCCAUUUACCCAUGAGAUAUAUACUUCUGUAUCGCCCAGCCCAUUUACAUUUACAUUACAUUUUAGUCAUUUAGCAGACGCUCUUAUCCAGAGCGACUUACAGUUAGUGCAUACAUAAUUUAUUUUAUUUUUCAUACUGGCCCCCCAUGGGAAUCGAACCCACAACCCUGGCGUUGCAAACGCCAUGCUCUACCAACUGAGCUACAUCCCUGCCGGUCAUUCCCUCCCCUAGACGACACUGGGCCAAUUGUGCGCCACCCCAAUCCUGGUUCGAAUCCAGGCUCUGUCGUAGCCGGUCACGACCCCAUGAGAUAUAGACUUCUGUAUCGCCCCGCCCAUUUCCCCAUGAGAUAUAGACUUCUGUAUCGCCCAGCCCAUUUCCCCAUGAGAUAUAGACUUCUGUAUCGCCCAGCCCAUUUACCCUUGAGAUAUAGACUUCUGUAUCGCCCCGCCCAUUUCCCCAUGAGAUAUAGACUUCUGUAUCGCCCCGCCCAUUUCCCCAUGAGAUAUAGACUUCUGUAUCGCCCAGCCCAUUUCCCCGUGAGAUAUAGACUUCUGUAUCGCCCAGCCCAUUUCCCCAUGAGAUAUAGACUUCUGUAUCGCCCAGCCCAUUUCCCCUUGAUUGGAGAGGACAGCAGCUUAAAGGGUAGACUUAGUUUCAACCAGUUUUACCAGACUGUUAUGUUUCCAUGUAUGUAGCUGGCUCUUCAUUGCUUCAGAUAUCAUACAUCAAAGCGUAAGGAAAGGGGUGAAACUGGGUUGAAACCGUGUUUCAUUAAUAAUUUAAGGCUACGUCCCAAAUGGCGCCCCCUAUUCCCUAUGUAGUGCACUACUUUUGACCAGGGCCCUGGCACCCUAUUCCCUAUGUAGUGCACUACUUUUGACCAGGAAGUAGGGUGUAAGACGCUGCAGUCUUGGUCAGUAGGAGGUGUAGUUAUUUGUAUUACAGUCAAAGAGGGUUCAUCAAAAGCAUUGGGAGGUGCCGAAGACGCGUGAAUGUAGGGACCAACGUUAUUGAUAAAAUAGCGCUACGUGCAGAUGUUAACUGAAAAGACUUGCAAAUUCUCAGGACAUGCAUGAUUCUAUACAACCUACCCUUUUGUUUGCAUAUAGUGUUGUGAUAAGAAUACACUUGUAAUAUCCCUGUUAUAAAAUUAACGGUUAGACCUAUUUAUUCACUAGUUGCCCGGGAUUUAAUGGAAAUACUAUAUUUCCCAAGGAGAUAUUUAAAGUAGGGCCCAGACUACAUUUUAAUAGGUUGGGCUACAAUUCAAUAUUUAAAGAGGGAGUAUUCUAUUUGCUCUGACUGGUCUCCGAAAGUUGAUCAUGGAGUUUGUGUGGACAGGGACAGGAGGCUCCUUAAACCAGGAUUUAGAAAGGAUAUUUUAUGGGAUUAAAUGACAAAUGAACUGUGGGCCUCAAGACUGGUUAAUCUGUGAUGUAUUACGGUGGAUCUCAGGACUGGUUAAUCUGUGCUGUAUUACCCUGGAUCUCAGGACUGGUUAAUCUGUGCUGUAUUACCCUGGAUCUCAGGACUGGUUAAUCUGUGAUGUAUUACCCUGGAUCUCAGGACUGGUUAAUCUGUGAUGUAUUACUGUGGAUCUCAGGACUGGUUAAUCUGUGAUGUAUUACCCUGGAUCUCAGGACUGGUUAAUCUGUGCUGUAUUACCCUGGAUCUCAGGACUGGUUAAUCUGUGCUGUAUUACCCUGGAUCUCAGGACUGGUUAAUCUGUGAUGUAUUACCCUGGAUCUCAGGACUGGUUAAUCUGUGAUGUAUUACUGUGGAUCUCAGGACUGGUUAAUCUGUGAUGUAUUACCCUGGAUCUCAGGACUGGUUAAUCUGUGCUGUAUUACCCUGGAUCUCAGGACUGGUUAAUCUGUGAUGUAUUACCCUGGAUCUCAGGACUGGUUAAUCUGUGAUGUAUUACCCUGGAUCUCAGGACUGGUUAAUCUGUGAUGUAUUACUGUGGAUCUCAGGACUGGUUAAUCUGUGAUGUAUUACCCUGGAUCUCAGGACUGGUUAAUCUGUGCUGUAUUACCCUGGAUCUCAGGACUGGUUAAUCUGUGAUGUAUUACCGUGGAUCUCAGGACUGGUUAAUAUGUGAUGUAUUACCGUGGAUCUCAGGACUGGUUAAUCUGUGCUGUAUUACCCUGGAUCUCAGGAUUGGUUAAUCUGUGCUGUAUUACUGUGGAUCUCAGGACUGGUUAAUCUGUGCUGUAUUACCCUGGAUCUCAGGACUGGUUAAUCUGUGCUGUAUUACUGGUUAAUCUGUGAUGUAUUACCCUGGAUCUCAGGACUGGUUAAUCUGUGAUGUAUUACCCUGGAUCUCAGGACUGGUUAAUCUGUGAUGUAUUACCCUGGAUCUCAGGACUGGUUAAUCUGUGAUGUAUUACCCUGGAUCUCAGGACUGGUUAAUCUGUGAUGUAUUACCCUGGAUCUCAGGACUGGUUAAUCUGUGAUGUAUUACCCUGGAUCUCAGGACUGAUUAAUCUGUGAUGUAUUACCCUGGCCAGGAUUAGACCUGUUGAACCACAACCCUACUGCCUUUCUAUGCCUUAACUAUUCCAAGGUUGCCAGAAAAUAAAGCAGCGGCGUAAGAAUCAAUUCUAAGGUGUCAAAAAUAAUGUGAUGCUGAGAAGGUUAUCCCAAAUUGUUUGACCGUAAUGCUUUCUAGACUAGCGUUUUGAGUUUAAGAGUUGUUUGCAAACACAACGACAGUAGAUUUGCUAGACUUUGGCUCAAGCCGAUAUACAUGAUCACCUGGGGGUUUUGGAACAGAUGGCCGUAGAAUCUUAACACCCCUCAAGCUCAGCAUUUUUAGGAAUCACUGAUUGGAUGGUAAAGACAGGAGGAGUUACCUUUUACAUAAAACACAGAUUCAUCUAGGAAUAGAGUGCGUUCCAAAUGGCACCCCGUUCCCUAUAUAGUGCACUACCUUUGACCAGGGCACGUUAGACCAGAGCCUUAUCUGCCUUAGAGUAGGGCGCUAUAUAGGGGAAGGAGUGCCAUUUGGGGGUCAAUCCUACUCUAUUUCUGUUAAGAUGGGCGCCGCGUCACAGACCAGCAGUUUGGAAUUCGCUGUUUAAUCUUGCGUAACCAGAAUUUGCCCUUUUUUAAUAGUUCAGUUUUCUCCUAUGGGCAACGUCAUAUAGGCUGUGUCCCAAAUUACACCCUAUUCCCUAUAUAGUGCACUACUUUUGACCAAGGGCCCAUAGGAAAUAGGGGGUGCCAUUUGGGACGUAGCAAUAAAACCUUCUGCUAUGUUAUGUGGUCCUCUGUAGCUCAGCUGAUAGAGCACGGCGCUUGUAACGCCAAGGUAGUGGGUUCGAUCCCCGGGACCACCCAUACACAAAAAUGUAUGCACGCAUGACUGUAAGUCGCUUUGGAUAAAAGCGUCUGCUAAAUGGUAUAUUAUUAUUAUUAUUAUUAUUAUGCUCUAGUGGAAUAUAAACAUCUCCUUUUCACAUGUUUAAAUGUAGCAAUACAGUGCAGGGAUGUAACCCACUAAGUCCCCCCCCCCCCCCCUCCAUCUGUGGGCUGUGGUGGGUCAUCAUGACCCCCUCAACCACCCCUCCUUGAUCGAAUGCAUGGCUUCCAUGUAGUGAUUCCAUCUGCCCCCCCCCCCCACACCUUCACAAGCCUGAGCCUACACCAGAUGACAUCACAAUAGCCCUGUCCUGCCCUAUGAGACAGAGACAGGCUGACUCAGAGUUUACAUCCCAAAUGGCACCCUUAUUCCCUACGUAGUACACUACUUUUGACCAGGCCGGGGCCCAAAAGUAGUGCACUUUAUAGGGAAUAGGGUGCCAUUUUGGGACGUAGCCUAGGUGUGUGUGCGUGAGUUGAUUCCUCCGGCCUGGUGUCAUCUCUCUGGUCAAACCUAUGACAUGAUGCAUGUUCCACAUCGUAUGUCUCUUGGCAGUGCAUGAAGGGUUAUAGGUGCCCUGCUAACCACCCCAAGGUCUUGUGCAAUGAGCAUCUACUGUAUGAUGAAUAGUCAUGUAAACUCGUGAUAAAAAUCAUUAACAAUGUGUGUUCCGGAGGGAACUAUGUCUCUUCAAAAUGUUUACGAAAUCUGACUGUUUAUAUAUUUUUCUCUGUUAGUGCCAAUGUCUACUUAAUUAAUGUACAUGGUGUCCUGUGCACUGUAUUGCUUUUGGUCAUAUCAUUAUUAACAUCAAUUGUAAAGCAAAUCUCGUGAGAGAUUUUGAGAUGUCUGUCUCUGAUUAUAGGUGUAUUCCACUGUCUAUUUCAGUUUAGUACGAGUCAGUUUUUAUUUUCUAAAAUCUGAAGACAAGUCUAAGGCAUCCUUCAGUGACUCCUCCCUGACUUGUCCAAUCUGAAGACUGGUCUGAGGCAGCCUUCAGUGACUCCUCCCAGACUCUUGUCUUGUUCAUAUGACUCCCUCAGUAUAAGGCUAAUAAUGUGUUUGUUUUACGUGCUCCUCCCAGCUGGUGCUCCCGGAGUAUCUCAUCCAUGUGUUCUUCUGCGUGAUGUUCCUGUGUGCUGCGGAGUGGCUCACCCUGGGCCUCAACAUGCCACUGCUGGCCUACCACGUCUGGAGGUACUUACAGGUCUAGAACAAUCUUGACUUUGGCCCGGGAUUCAACCCUUGGAGCGCUGUCGGACAAUGUGCUUUUUUAAAAAGGCAAUGUUUCCGCGUGAGCACAGAUCACAUUAAUGGUAAAAUGCUGCAGAUGUCGGCUCAAUCUGAAAAUUACCUUUAAAUGUCAAGCACGCUAUUAUGCUGGAUCAGAUUGAGUCCAAGCCUUACAUUACAACAUUCCCUGUUGACUUUCAACCUUUAGAUAUUCUUGCAAUUUUCAUUUUUCAUGAUUUGUUGAAAACAACUUGAUUUAAUCUCGGACUGGGUGGCUGAUUUCUGCUUGGUUAUGCUCCCAUUUGGUAAUGCUGCAUUUCAGUGUUUAGUAUUGUUUCUACAGAAACCAGUGUAAUUUACUUAGAAACCAAAGCUGACCACAGCAAUGUGUCCUGUUUCAUUACUGGUAUACGACUAAAUGUUUCAUAUGUUUCUGAAAGUAUAUCAUACAUUUGUCUCGAAUGUUUCUCUGCAGGUAUAUGAGCAGGCCGGUGAUGAGUGGUCCAGGACUCUAUGAUCCGACUACAAUCAUGAACGCUGACGUCUUGGCCUACUGUCAAAAGGAGGGCUGGUGCAAACUGGCCUUCUACCUCCUCUCCUUCUUCUACUAUCUCUAUGGGUAUGUUAUUAUCUCUACUACCUCUAUCUCUAUGGGUAUGUUAUUAUCUCUACUACCUCUAUCUCUAUGGGUAUGUUAUUAUCUCUACUACCUCUAUCUCUAUGGGUAUGUUAUUAUCUCUACUACCUCUAUCUCUAUGGGUAUGUUAUUAUCUCUACUACCUCUAUCUCUAUGGGUAUGUUAUUAUCUCUACUACCUCUAUGGGUAUGUUAUUAUCUCUACUACCUCUAUCUCUAUGGGUAUGUUAUUAUCUCUACUACCUCUAUGGGUAUGUUAUUAUCUCUACUACCUCUAUGGGUAUGUUAUUAUCUCUACUACCUCUCCUAUCUCUAUGGGUAUGUUAUUAUCUCUACUACCUCUAUCUCUAUGGGUAUGUUAUUAUCUCUACUACCUCUAUCUCUAUGGGUAUGUUAUUAUCUCUACUACCUCUAUCUCUAUGGGUAUGUUAUUAUCUCUACUAUCUCUAUCUCUAUGGGUAUGUUAUUAUCUAUACUACCUCUAUCUCUAUGGGUAUGUUAUUAUCUCUACUACCUCUAUGGGUAUGUUAUUAUCUCUACUACCUCUAUCUCUAUGGGUAUGUUAUUAUCUCUACUACCUCUAUCUCUAUGGGUAUGUUAUUAUCUCUACUACCUCUAUCUCUAUGGGUAUGUUAUUAUCUCUACUACCUCUAUCUCUAUGGGUAUGUUAUUAUCUCUACUAUCUCUAUGGGUAUGUUAUUAUCCCUGCUACCUCUCCUAUCUCUAUGGGUAUGUUAUUAUCUCUACUAUCUCUCCUAUCUCUAUGGGUAUGUUAUUAUCUCUACUAUCUCUAUGGGUAUGUUAUUAUCUCUACUACCUCUAUCUCUAUGGGUAUGUUAUUAUCUCUACUAUCUCUCCUAUCUCUAUGGGUAUGUUAUUAUCUCUACUACCUCUAUGGGUAUGUUAUUAUCUCUACUAUCUCUCCUAUCUCUAUGGGUAUGUUAUUAUCUCUACUACCUCUAUCUCUAUGGGUAUGUUAUUAUCUCUACUAUCUCUCCUAUCUCUAUGGGUAUGUUAUUAUCUCUACUACCUCUAUCUCUAUGGGUAUGUUAUUAUCUCUACUACCUCUAUGGGUAUGUUAUUAUCUCUACUACCUCUAUGGGUAUGUUAUUAUCUCUACUACCUCUCCUAUCUCUAUGGGUAUGUUAUUAUCUCUACUACCUCUAUCUCUAUGGGUAUGUUAUUAUCUCUACUAUCUCUCCUAUCUCUAUGGGUAUGUUAUUAUCUCUACUACCUCUAUGGGUAUGUUAUUAUCUCUACUAUCUCUAUAUGGGUAUGUUAUUAUCUCUACUACCUCUAUCUCUAUGGGUAUGUUAUUAUCUGUACUACCUCUAUCUCUAUGGGUAUGUUAUUAUCUCUACUAUCUCUAUCUCUAUGGGUAUGUUAUUAUCUCUACUAUCUCUAUGGGUAUGUUAUUAUCCCUGCUACCUCUCCUAUCUCUAUGGGUAUGUUAUUAUCUCUACUAUCUCUCCUAUCUCUAUGGGUAUGUUAUUAUCUCUACUAUCUCUAUGGGUAUGUUAUUAUCUCUACUACCUCUAUCUCUAUGGGUAUGUUAUUAUCUCUACUAUCUCUCCUAUCUCUAUGGGUAUGUUAUUAUCUCUACUACCUCUAUCUCUAUGGGUAUGUUAUUAUCUCUACUACCUCUAUCUCUAUGGGUAUGUUAUUAUCUCUACUACCUCUAUCUCUAUGGGUAUGUUAUUAUCUCUACUACCUCUAUCUCUAUGGGUAUGUUAUUAUCUCUACUACCUCUAUCUCUAUGGGUAUGUUAUUAUCUCUACUACCUCUAUCCUAUGGGUAUGUUAUUAUCUCUACUAUCUCUAUCUCUAUGGGUAUGUUAUUAUCUCUACUACCUCUAUCUCUAUGGGUAUGUUAUUAUCUCUACUACCUCCUAUCUCUAUGGGUAUGUUAUUAUCUCUACUACCUCUAUGGGUAUGUUAUUAUCUCUACUAUCCUCUAUCUCUAUGGGUAUGUUAUUAUCUCUACUACUAUCUCUAUCUCUAUGGGUAUGUUAUUAUCUCUACUACCUCUAUCUCUAUGGGUAUGUUAUUAUCUCUACUACCUCUAUGGGUAUGUUAUUAUCCUCUACUACCUCUAUCUCUAUGGGUAUGUUAUUAUCUCUACUACCUCUAUCUCUAUGGGUAUGUUAUUAUCUCUACUACCUCUAUCUCUAUGGGUAUGUUAUUAUCUCUACUACCUCUAUCUCUAUGGGUAUGUUAUUAUCUCUACUACCUCUAUGGGUAUGUUAUUAUCUCUACUACCUCUAUGGGUAUGUUAUUAUCUCUACUACCUCUCCUAUCUCUAUGGGUAUGUUAUUAUCUCUACUACCUCUAUCUCUAUGGGUAUGUUAUUAUCUCUACUAUCUCUCCUAUCUCUAUGGGUAUGUUAUUAUCUCUACUACCUCUAUGGGUAUGUUAUUAUCUCUACUAUCUCUAUGGGUAUGUAAUUAUCUCUACUAUCUCUAUCUCUAUGGGUAUGUUAUUAUCUCUACUACCUCUAUCUCUAUGGGUAUGUUAUUAUCUCUACUACCUCUAUGGGUAUGUUAUUAUCUCUACUACCGCUCCUAUCUCUAUGGGUAUGUUAUUAUCCCUACUAUCUCUCCUAUCUCUAUGGGUAUGUUAUUAUCUCUAUGGGUAUGUUAUUAUCUCUACUAUCUCUAUCUCUAUGGGUAUGUUAUUAUCUCUACUACCUCUAUCUCUAUGGGUAUGUUAUUAUCUCUACUAUCUCUAUGGGUAUGUUAUUAUCUCUACUAUCUCUAUGGGUAUGUUAUUAUCUCUACUACCUCUCCUAUCUCUAUGGGUAUGUUAUUAUCUCUACUACCUCUCCUAUCUCUAUGGGUAUGUUAUUAUCUCUACUACCUCUCCUAUCUCUAUGGGUAUGUUAUUAUCUCUACUACCUCUAUGGGUAUGUUAUCUCUACUACCUCUAUCUCUAUGGGUAUGUUAUUAUCUCUACUACCUCUAUGGGUAUGUUAUUAUCUCUACUACCGCUCCUAUCUCUAUGGGUAUGUUAUUAUCCCUACUAUCUCUAUGGGUAUGUUAUUAUCUCUAUGGUAUGUUUCUCUACUACUCUAUCUCUAUGGGUAUGUUAUUAUCUCUACUACUCUCCUAUCUAGGGUUGUAUUAUCUACUACUAUGGGUAUGUAUUAUCUCUACUAUCUCUAUCUCUAUGGGUAUGUGUAUUAUCUCUACUACCUCUAUCUCUAUGGGUAUGUUAUUAUCUCUACUACCUCUAUCUCUAUGGGUAUGUUUAUUAUCUCUUAUCAGUAUAUCUUUAUCUAUGGGUAUGUUAUACUCUACUACUCUCCUAUCUAUGGGUAUGUUAUUAUCUCUACUACCUCUCCUAUCUCUAUGGGUAUGUUAUUAUUCUCUCUCUCAUAUGCUAUGUAUCUAUCUAUCUCUACCUCUAAUGGUAUUUUAUUCUAACUACUUACCUCUAUCUCUAUGGGUAUGAUUAUACCUAUAAUCUCUAUGGUAUGUAUAACUACGCUCUUCCUUGUUUUUCAAGUUUACUUGCCAUUUAUAGUAAAUGCACUGGAAAUUUUACAAGAGCUGAUCUCUGUUAGAAUGAUCCUAAUGAAUAUCACACCAUUAGUUUAACCAAGAGCCAUUUUUGUAUUUUUAUCCAGUCUUCACUCCAGGCGAUAUGCCAGAGAAUCGAUAUCAACAUCCUCACCCUAAACAAAGUUUUUAUUUUCAUGAAUUUUUUCUAACAGGAUGAUCUACGUGUUGGUGAGCUCUUAGAGCGGUCGGCGCGGAAUGAUCUGCAUGUACAAGAUGAAUCACUUUGGUUUUAGUGGCUGGAGGAGAAGCUGAAACGGGACCUGCAGGAAGACUGA
This is a messenger RNA of Coregonus sp. 'balchen', 9367 nucleotides long. Lineage: Eukaryota; Metazoa; Chordata; Actinopteri; Salmoniformes; Salmonidae. The record is from the annotation of a GenBank genome assembly.